This is a messenger RNA of Anoplopoma fimbria (sablefish), 1998 nucleotides long. It is a transcript of the gene ptgdsb.1, whose product is annotated as prostaglandin D2 synthase b, tandem duplicate 1. The transcript has 6 exons. The coding region runs from base 1084 to 1632 and encodes 182 amino acids. The record is from RefSeq and is a predicted model, not a curated record. NCBI's taxonomy places the organism in Eukaryota, Metazoa, Chordata, Actinopteri, Perciformes, Anoplopomatidae. Gene Ontology annotation, molecular function: small molecule binding.
UGGGGGGGGGUUGUCUGAUGUGGAGCACACAAAGGGUUGAGAGAGUUUAGUUACAAAACUAAGUUGCCAAAUGGGCUUCUUACCGCUGCCCCCAGCUCUCCACCCAGCACCUCUGUGUCUGUGUGUUACAUAACCAGCUGAUAGCAAGUUUGUGCUUGUCCAGUUGCUUUGAAAGUGGAGCUCUGAUGAGUCCAUCAAUACAUUUUGAAGAAUUCACAUGUUCAGUCAAUCAGCACAUUACAAAUUACAUACUGUAGAUCAUCCAAAUUCUGAACAGUGUUGGAUUAAGGGGGAUAUUAUUUAUCACAUAAAGCAGAGGUUUAUGCAACUUUUUAUGCCAAACAAGAUGAUUUAGUUCAUCCAACUCUUCUUCUCACUCCGAUGUUACAAGACUUAAAUGACUCACGUUUUUUUUUUACGAUUUAUGAAACUAUUAAGGAAACUGAAAAGAACAAUCACAUCACCAUAAGGAACAUAGGUUAUAAUGAUAAAUAGUAAACAUGUCUUGGCCACAUUGGGUUUUGCAUUGCAUGAGGUUACAAUUGUUUUGUUAUAUCCAGAAAGUUCAAAGUUUUAUCUGAAUUUGAGUGGAGUUUAUUUCUCAUAAAGAUUUUUUACCCCUUUUUCAGGCAUGCUUAAGUUUAGCAAAUGUUACUCUAAACAGUUUUUUCUUAUUUGUUUUUUUUUUUUUAGCUUUUUUGCACUCUUACCAAACAGCUUGAUAGUCCAGGCAUGCACAGGCAUUUGUGAUGGAGGAGGGAGGAGGGAGUAAAGGGAGGGGUGUUAAAAGAACCCUAUUAUGUACCCACUCUCCCUUUUCUUCCCCUCUCACCUCCCACCUCUUCCAUCCACACGUGCCAGUUGUGUAACAGCAGUGAUUUGCAUGCCAGUGAGUGGAGGCCGAAGAGUUUUUUUAAUGCAAAAGCUAGCUGUAGGCCAGGGGAGGAGACAGAAAGAGGAGGAGGAGGGGAUGGGGAGCAGGACUCUGCAGGAUAUAAGGAGCAUCCACUGCCCUUCUCCACUUCACUUCUCCCUGAUACUUCACUCACCGCUGCUGAAGCCCAGAACACAAAAGGUGAAGCCAUGAGGAACACACUCCUGAGGAUGCUGGGCGCCCUGAUGUGUGUGGUGGCUGCCUGCGCCGAAGUCACGCCUGUAACAGACUUUGACCUGGAGAAGAUGGCAGGCAAGUGGUAUAUUGUUGGCUUUGCCACUAAUGCCCAGUGGUUUGUGAACAACAAGGCAGGGAUGAAGAUGGGCACUGCCAUGUUGGUGCCAACUGCAGGAGACCUAGACCUCUCUUAUGCCAACCUGAAUGCUGAUGGUACCUGCUGGAGAAUGACUCACCUUGCUAAGAAAACCGAAACUCCCGGACGCUUCACCUUCCACAGCCAGAUUUGGAGCAACGACAAUGACAUGCAGAUUGUCGACGUUAUCUAUGAUGACUACGCUCUGGUCCACACUAUUAAGACAAAGAACGGAGUGUCCGAGGUCCUCAACAAGCUUUACAGUCGCACUCCUGGAACCAGUGACGUCCCGCAGCAGAAGUUUACCCAGCUCUCUCUGGAGACUGGCAUCCUCCCUGACAACAUCGCCAUCUUGCCUGAGAAUGGUGAAUGUCCCGAGGUCUGAAGAGUCCCCUGCUAUUUUCCAUCCUUCAUCUCUCGCUGCAUGAAGUCCCAGGCUUUCCUCUCAGACGAAUCUUAUAUAUCCCACUCACUGUGAGAUUUGCAUCAUCACAAAGCUACACCCGAGACAAUGAAACUUAAGCAUUUUACUCAUAUCCCUGCUGCAUACCAAAGACCGAUCCUGAUCCUAGUUCAGGCCUCAUUCCCUCCGACUCACACAUUAACUGUGGCAUCAGAGUGGAACCAAAAAAGAACUGAUGGUUAAAACAAAGGGAAGGAAUGAGACUCUACAAAGGCAUUUUCUACUGUUUUGUGUUUUGUUGCUAUAAACUCAAAACCAAUAAAAAUGAUAAAUGCAUCUUUCAGUGUU